Messenger RNA from Ornithorhynchus anatinus (platypus), 5762 nucleotides. RefSeq names its product cilia and flagella associated protein 65 (gene CFAP65). The transcript has 33 exons. The record is from RefSeq and is a predicted model, not a curated record. Bases 113 to 5632 code for a protein of 1839 amino acids. Lineage: Eukaryota; Metazoa; Chordata; Mammalia; Monotremata; Ornithorhynchidae.
GGGCCGGCGUCCUCCGUUUCCAUGGAGACGGGCAAGAUGGCGGCCGGUCCGGCCUAGCCCGGCCUCCCCUGGCUGCAGCCCGACCCCGCGGCCUCCCCGACAGGGAUCCGACAUGGCCGAGGUGCGGAUCCGCCCGCCCGGCCUGGAGCCCGUCCCGAUACCCGCUCGGAGAAGCGCCAACACCGGCGGCGGCGGCGGCGACAACGGCCGAGGCGGCGGCGCUACCGGGGCCUGGGCCGCCGGGGCCGAGAAGCAGCAGCUCCGGGCCUCGGGGAUCCCGGCUCCUCCAGGCGGCCGGAGGAGGGUGAAGGAGAAGAAGAGGGUCGUCUGCGGGUUGGAGGUCACCAGGUGUCUCCGCUGGAAAGGCUGGCAACUGGGAAGAGAAGAGACCAAGUCCUUGGCCCUGAAAAACGUGCACGCAAAGACGCGGAAGCUCGAGUUCAGGGCCCCGGCCACGAGGUUCUUCUCGACGGUGUUUCCGCAGCCCAUCUUCCUCAGCCCCGGCAUGUCCCUCGUCCUCCCCGUCACCUUCCGGCCCUUGGAGGAGCGGGAAUACCGGGACCGGCUGAGCUUCGAGUCGCCCGAGGGGACGUUCGCGGUGGAGCUGUGGGCGUCGCUGCCCCGUCACCUCUUGCUGUGCCCCGCCAGGCUGAAGCUGCCCCUCUGCGCCGUGGCCGAGAGCUCCGAGGCCUCCUUCCCCCUACGCAAUGCGGGAGACCUGCCCACCUCCUUCAGGUGGACGGCGCCCAGCCCCUUCCGGAUUCUGCCGGCCACGGGCCGCCUGGAGCCGGGCGACCGGUGCCGGGUUCGAGUGGUCUUCCAGCCGUCCGCCGCCCUGGUCUACGACGCGCCGGCCACCUGUUGGCUCGGGGACGGGACCCGGCAGAGGCGCAGCAUCCAGCUCCGCGCCGUAGCCAAGUGUCCACAGCUGCUGGUGAUCGUGGGCUCGGAGGGGUCGGAGGGGGCGGGUUCCGCCGCCUCCCGCCCGACCCUGAAUUUUGGCCCCUGCCCCGUGGGCAGAACCACGGAGAGACGCGUCCAGCUCUACAAUCCGUCGGCGGUGAGUGCCCGUUUCCGGAUCGAGCGGUCUUGGGGCCUCCCCUCGCCCGACCCCGCGUUCUUCUGCCCCACGACCGACGGCGUGGUGCCCCCCGGCGGGCGACAGUGGCUGCCCCUGCUCUUCCAGCCCCAGACCGUCGGGGAGACGAGCGUCGACUCCUUCUCCGUCCUGCUGUCGGACAACGUCUCCCAGACGCCGUUCGGGGUGACGGGUUCCUGCGAAGGUCCCGCCCUGGUCCUGGAACGCUCCACCGUCAAUUUCGAGUGGCUCAGCCUGGGCGAACACUCCGUCCAGCCCCUGGGCAUCCGCAACCGGGCCGACGUCCCCGCCUUCUACCAGUUCGAGCUCGACGGGCGAGGGGGGGUCUUCUCCUUGGACCGGCCUUGCGGGGUCCUCCCCGGGGGAGCCCGCCGGACGCUGCGCCUCACCUUCCGGCCCACGCGGCCCCUCGUCUACUUCCGCAGGGUGGCCUGCCUCGUCCAUCACCAGGAGCCGCUGUUCCUGGACGUGCUGGGCACGUGCCACUCGGACGACACCAAGCCGGCCGUGCUGAAGCCGCGCCACCUGGGCUGGCACCGUGCCCACCUGGCCCGGGGGCUCACCCUCUACCCUCCGGACAUCCUGAGCGCCAUGCUCCAGGAGGGGCGGCUGGAGCGGGAUCCCGACGGGGCUCUCCGGUUGCCCAGACAGAGCCCGGACGACCCUCCGCCGCCGGCGCCCGCCGCCCCGCCGCCCCUGGAGGAGUACCUGGCGGGGGAGGCCGGCGGCUUUCCGGACCCCUCCCCGCCCCUGGUCGUCCUGGAGCCCCCCGAGGUCGACUUCGGGGACUGCCCCGAGCCCCCCCGGCCCCGGCCGCUGCGCCUCACCAACCGCAGCAGGGGCAAGGUCAGCGUGGCCUGGAUCCUGCCCCCGGACGGCCCCUUCCGAGUGACCCCCGAUACCUGCGAGAUCCCCCCGCUCAAGUCCGCCGCCGCCCGCCUCCACUUCCGAGCCCCGCGCCCCUAUCGCCUCUACGCGGCCGAGCUCCAAGCCUUCGCCCUCUAUGAGGUGCUGAAGGACUUCAACAACGUGGAGCAGGACUGUGCCAUCUGCCCCUCGUCGUGCCUGAAGCUCCGGGCCACCGGGCGCAGCUUCGGGCCCGGCCUCGUGCACCCCGUCCCCCGGUACACGCUCGACUCGCCCAAGCUGUUUCCAGCCGUGCCCGCCCAGGCCCCGGCCUACCGCAGCCUCCUGCUGACCAACACGGGCUCCACCCUCCUGACCUUCAGGCUUCGCCCGGCCAGCCUCCCGGCCCUCGCCGUGCGGCCCUGGGUGGGCAGCGUGGCGCCCGGAGCCCACCGGGUCAUCCUCGUCUCCACCCGCCCCCGGGGCACCGCUUGGCGACCGGACCGGCUCGCCCUGGAGCUCAACGCCUGCCCGGAUCAUACCCAGGAGAUCACGUUGCUGAGCCGGGAGGAGUCGGCGCAGCUGCGGCUGGAAGGAGGCGGGAAUCUCUGCUUCCCGCCGGCCCUCGUGGGCUUCCCCUCCACCCGCUCCUUGAGCCUGCGGAGCAGCAGUCGCCUGCCCUUGGCCUUCCAGUGGCGGAUCCCGUCCGGCCGCGCCGACCUCCUCCAAGUCCAGCCCGCCUCCGGGCUCGUCCUGCCCAACCAGGCCGCCAGGCAGGUGUGGACCUUCACGCCGGCGGAGGAGGCCGAGUACCGGCUCCGCGUGGGCCUGUGGGCGUGGGUGGCCACGGGGUCCGCGCCGCCGCCGGCCUCCGCCGUGACCCGCUCCUUCCUGCGGGUGAGCGGGGAGGGCACCGCCGGCCACCUCACGGUGAAGGAGGAGGAGCUGGACUUCGGGCCGGUGCUGGUCCACGAGGAGGAGACCCGGACGCUGACGCUGCUCAACGACGGGACCUGCGCCCUGCGCUAUCGGCUGCGGGCGGACCAGGCGCUCGGCGGACCCCGCGACCCCGACCGCGUCCGCCGAGACCCCCUCGCUCUGGAGUUGGAGCCCACCGAGGGGACCGUGGCCGCCCGCUCCAAGACCGCCGUGCGCCUGACGGCCCGGCCCGCCCGCCGGCUGCGCUACUCCUGGGUCAUCAGCGGUGCCAUCCUCGGCCGCCGAGGGUCGGAGCUGGGGGAGCGGAAGGUGCUGUGCAGGGCGACGGCGACGGGCGUGUACCCGGCCCUGGAGGUCGUCGACGCCUCCGCGGCGGGCGGCGCGCGGGGCGUCGCCCGCACCCGGCUGUGGCGGCUCUUCUCCCUGGACGCCCUCAACGGCUACCUGGGCCGGGACCCCACCCCGCCGGAGCUGCGCCGCGAGGAGCCCACCCCACGCUCGGUCCAGCGGAUCCCCCCGGUGGGCACCCCCGGGGGGCUGGACUUCAACUUCGGAGCCGCCCCCCUGGACGCCCGGCCUUCGGUCUUCCUGCUGCUCUUCAGGAACGUCAGCGCGGUGCCCGCUCGAUGGAAUUUCCUGUUCCCCAGCGAUCAGCGGAUCAGCCCGGACUUCUGGGCGGAGAAGAUGGACCUGACCCCCCAAGAACUGCACCAGAUGCGAGUUCAGGACAACCAGCUCUUCUCCAUCGCCCCCCGGGCCGGGUGCCUGGACCCGGGGCAGGAGCAGACCGUGGAGCUCACCUACAGGCACAGCUUUCCCGGAACGGACCGCUUACCCGUGCUGCUCAAGGUGUCCCGGGGCCGGGAGAUCCUGCUGAGCUUCGUGGGAGUGACCGUGCCUCCGGGCCAGGGCUUCCUCCACUUCACCUCCGCCGAGCACCAGUUCGCCCCGGUGGCCGUCGGCACCCGUCUUCCCCCGCGGCAGAUCUACGAGCUGUACAAUGGGGGUUCGGUGCCGGUGACUUUCGAAAUUCAGACGGAGCCGCUGCAGAAGGUCCGGGAGGAAAACUUCCGCCAUCCCGUCUUCUCCUGCCUCUCCCCGCUGGGCGAGGUCGCCCCCGGCUGCCUGGCUCAACUCCACUGGAUCUUCUCGCCGCUGGAGGCCAAGACCUACGUUGUGGACGUCCCCUUCCGCAUUUCGGGCGGAGAGUCGGCCCGGAUCACCUUCAAGGGCGUCGGCUACGACCCUCACGCCCUGGGAGCCGCCGGACGCUUCCACGCCCUCGCCUCCUCCGACCCCUCGCCGGCCGUCGCCAGGCUGAGCGCGCCAGGGCAGAUCGCGUUCCUGUCGCAGCCCCGCCUCCGCCUCCGGAACAUCCCGGUGCACUGCACCGUCCGCCGCCUCGUCUUCCUCAACAACCCGUCCUCGGGCCAGGCCGUCGUUUUCUCCUGGAACUUGGGCAGCGGCGGCGCCGCCGAGCUGCUGCAGGUGUGUCCCGCCAUGGGCCUGGUGGCCCCGGGGGCCAGUGCCCCCUGUGUGGUGACCCUGAAGGCGUCGGAGCACCCCUGCUUCUACAACAUCGACCUGGAGUGCGAGGUGUACGCCAAGCGGGUCCUGGCCCGGUACCGGGCGGAACUGCGGGCCUGGGAGUCCGAGCGUCUGAGGCAGGAAGAGGAGUUCACCAUCACGGAGCUCGGCCUGCAGCAAUCGCCCGGUCUGCUGGGGAAGGCCGAACAACCACCCGCUCCUGCUCGACUCUACGAGACGCUGCCCCCCAUCAAGAAUCAGAGGCCCGGUUUGCGGCCAGCCGGCCGCAGCCGGGGGAAGGGCCGGCGGGACCCCAACAAGGAAGGAUCCUGGCUCUGCCCUGAGCCCCCCGAACCCUGCCUGCUGCACCUGAGCCUCACCGCCCGCUCCCAUGCCACGGACGACUUCCUGGCAGCCUUCUAUUCAGACCUGCGGCAUCACUUCCUGUCCCGGGAGACCAAAAAGCAGCCAGCUGGGACAGACGGGCCCUGGACGGCCGAAACUCGCUCCGCCCGACCAGAUCUGGCUUCGGCCUGGCGGCACAAACAAAUGCUGACCGAUGUCCUGACCACAGUCAUCAGGGGCCUCCUCGAUGACCGGCAGUUCCACGAAGCCGUGACCAGAAGCCUGAAGGAGCCCGUACCCUUCUACUCUCAGCUGUGGAGCGAGGACUCGGCCUGGCUGUUGGCCGAGAAGGCCAGCGAGGGCUACGUACUGGACGUAUCCCCUCCGCUGGACGAAGAGGAGGAGACGGAGGAGGAGGAGGAGGAGGAGAAAGACGAGGAGGAGGAGGGGGAGGAGGAGGACGGGAGGGAAGAGGAGGAGGAGGAUUGGGAGAAGGGGGAAGAGGAAGAAAAGGAGGAGGAGGAAGUAGAGCUGGAGGAGGAGGAAGACGAGGAGGACGGGGCAUGGGAAAGAGUUUUGCCCCGGAUGAAUGUGUCCCGGUCUUCGCUGGAAAACCAGAUGCUAGAGAAGCUCAAGGCUGCCGGACUAGAGGAGAAGCAGAAGGAAGAGAAAGAAACUCUUACCCGGCUGCCGGCCUUCGGGAAGCUGUUGGAGUCGCUGCUGGAGAACAUCAUCCGGAACGUCCUGGUUGAGGCCAGCCUGGGGGAGGUGGUGCUGACCUCCCAGCCCCGGGUCGUCGCCCCGGCCCCCAGCCAGCCCAAGGAUGGGGCCCGUUCGGGUCAGUCGUCCCCCAAGCCCUCGGAGCCGUUUCCCUAAGAAAGUGCAGGGGAUGCCAGAUCCCGCCCUCGCCAACGUCUCCCGAGCCGCCGCUGCCGUCGGGAAGGCCCGGGGCCCAGCGACCCCCGACCCCUCGUCCAAUAAAGCUCCGCUCAGCCGUUCCAGUCUG